AUGCUUCCUCCAUUUGAUUAUUUCACCUACCGCAAGAUACGCAACCAAAAGCAAGCCGAGCGAGCCGCUCGCUUUGCAUCGUUGCCGUAUCCCUACCAUGAACGAAUUACCGAGGACGACAAAGUAAUCAUUGACAAACCAAUCCAAGAGCUAGUUCAUGACAUCCAGAGCUCCCACACGUCUCCCCUGACCGUCUUGAGAACCUAUGGCAAGAUUGCGGUCAAAGCUCAAGAGCGGACUAACUGUGUCACCGAGCUGCUGCUGCCCGAGGCCGAGUCAUGGCUUGAAUCAGACGUCAAUCUGAAGGGGCCCCUGGCCGGUAUUCCAGUGUCUCUCAAAGACUCGGUUCAUGUGAAAGGUUUCGACACUUCCCUUGGCUAUUCAGCUCUGGCAAACCAGCCCGUGGCAGAGGAUGGACCCAUGACGAGGCUCUUGAAGGAUGCCGGAGCCGUUCCAUACGCCAAGACUGCGCUGCCAAUCACCCUGCUAUCCUUCGAAUCCGCCAACGGUCUUUGGGGUCACUGCCGCAACCCUCAUGUCCCUGAUUACAGUCCGGGUGGUUCAACGGGUGGAGAGGCUGCUCUCCUCGCCCAGGGGGGACGAAUUGGCAUUGGCUCUGACGUUGCGGGCUCGGUUCGCGUACCGGCCGCUUGGAGUGGCAUCUACUCACUCCGCUGCAGUACCGGGCGUUGGCCCAAAGUUGGAGUGAAUACGAGUAUGCCUGGCCAAGAGGGGGUGCCAAGUGUUUUCAGUCCAAUGGCCCGUACACUGAAUGACUUGACAUACUUCACCAAGGCUAUCAUUGGUAUGCAGCCAUGGAAGUACGACUACACGGUUCAUCCGAUUUCAUGGCGCGAGGAUUUGGAGGACGAGGCCCAGAGCAAGGCUCUUCGUAUUGGCCUGAUGACCACCGACGGUGUCGUUCCCCCAACUCCCGCCAUUGAACGCGCUCUGUCGACCACCGUCGCCGCCCUCACGGCAGCCGGUCACUCCGUCACCGAGAUCCGCCCACCAACCAAUGCCGACCCUUUCACCGGUCUUAAUCUCGCCUCGCAGCUCCUCAACUCCGAUGGCUGCCACCAUUUCAACGUCAACCUCCGCUCCUUUGAGCCAUCCGAUCCAGGCGCCAGCCAACUCUCCAGCAUUGCCCACCUCCCUCGGCCCCUCCGCUACCUCUACUACCUUUAUGUCCGCUACAUCAGACGGGACACCGUCCUCGCAACACUCAUCAAAGACUUUGGCCCCAAAUCAUCCGCCGCUCUCUGGACUCUCGUCGCCCAGCGCGAAUCUUUCCGCGCCACUUGGCAUAAAUGGUGGGAUGCUGCCCCUCAGCAGUACGACUUUAUCCUCUGCCCGGUUAAUGCCACCCCUGCUCUGCCGCACAAGGCAAUGCAUGACGCCGUUUCUUCUUGCGGAUACACUUUCCUCUGGAACCUGCUCGAUUACUCGGCUGGAGUGCUGCCAGUCGGACAUGUAGAUGCGUCUCGCGAUGCGCUCGUCACCCCUUACAAAACUGCGCUGAAGCGUCUGGGAUGUGACCAUAGCGUUGCGCGCGGAGCCUGGAAGCAUUACGAUGCUGCCAAGAUGGCGGGACUGCCGACGGCGGUACAGGUCGUCGGGCGUCGAUGGCAGGAAGAGCAGGUAUUGGGAUACAUGGCUGCUGUGGAACGGGCAUUGGAGGAAUACAAGGAUCCGGAGACGGGAUCGAGUUGCAGGUACGAUCUUUUGGAGGUGGAUUAG
This is a messenger RNA of Penicillium oxalicum, 1740 nucleotides long. Its product is annotated as putative acetamidase. The record is from RefSeq and is a predicted model, not a curated record. Bases 1 to 1740 code for a protein of 579 amino acids. The transcript has 4 exons. Lineage: Eukaryota; Fungi; Ascomycota; Eurotiomycetes; Eurotiales; Aspergillaceae.